AUGGACAAGUGGGAUUCAGUAUCCAAAGGAAAAAGAUGGACCACCUGGGGCUCCUGGAGCAAGUCCCUACUUUCAACUGCAUCGGCUACUGUUGGUCAAGGAUUAACGGCAGUUAAAGAAAAAGCCGGCAUUCUCCGAACUCGUGCACCUUCCUCGGCAUCUUUGGAUGGGGGACCUCCGGAGACAUCUGAAAACGUCAUCGCAGAUGUGGAAGAUGAUCGACAGCAGGGUUUGGAAGAGGACGUGGCCUUAUCCUCAUCUCCUUCAGGAUCACGGGGAGUGCUGUCAACCAUCACUAGUGCUGUGCAGAACACCGGUAAAAGUGUCCUAAGUGGCGGACUUGAUGCUUUGGAAUUUAUCGGCAAGAAAACCAUGAAUGUUCUAGCCGAAAGUGAUCCUGGAUUCAAGAAAACCAAAAUUCUGAUGGAACGGACUGUGUCUUUAUCUCAGCUGCUGCGGGAAGCCAAAGAGAAAGAAAAGCAGAGACUUGCCCAGCAAGCCACGAUGGAGCCGACAGCACAUUAUGGGGUGCUCUUCGAUGAAUUUCAGGGUUUGUCACAUCUAGAAGCUUUGGAAAUUCUGUCCAAUGAAAGUGAAGUCAAGGUACAAUCGUAUUUGGCAUCUCUUGAAGGAGAGGAACUAGAAGCCGCAAAAAAUGUGUUGAUUCCUAUUAAGGCAGUCUUCCUUUCGCAAGACUCAGAAAACCAGGACAAAGAAAUUAAAAAAGAAGCAAGAGAUGAAUUUAUUACAACGCUAACAGAAUUGCUGUUUGAACUACACGUCGCUGCUACGCCUGAUAAACUUAACAAGGUGGGGAAGGCUGUUUAUUGGAUCUUGGAAAAUAUUGCUUAUUCAAUAAUUGCAGUUUGGUCUGAAAUAUUCAAGAAUAUGCUGAUUACAAUGGACAAACACUCAUAUUCCCAUUAUGUUUUCCACAGCUUAACAAAUAUGAUGUGCAAUGAAGUGUCAUCCCUCUCAAAACAAUUUUCCAAUGUUUUGACUUUGGUUGCGAGUGACAAGAAAGCUGAAAUUCUGAAUCCAAUGGUCAAUAGUGUGCUAUCUGAGGGCUGUAACAGCACUGUGUAUAUUCAAGACGCUUUCCAGUUGCUUCUUCCGGUUCUUCAGAUCUCACAUAUCCAAAUCCAUUGCUUGAAAACACAACAGGGAUUUCCUCUAAACUAGCCAUCAAUUUAAUUUCUGAUGGGUACCAUUAAUUAAUAUCCAAAUGCCGUAUAAGCCAUUCUGGAGUCUUUAGAAGGACACUAAAUGCAGGAUUUUCAUGGAAAGUAUCAAACAAACAUUUUCGACCCGUAGGAACUAUUUUAAGUGUGUUCAAAUCAGCGAAGUGGAAAGCAACUUCAUGUUUCUUGUAGUAAUUUAAGGCGUAUUCUGGUUUUAUUGGUGCAAAUUCACCUUGGAUAUAUUGCUAAAUAUUUUAGAUUUUGUUUUUGAAAAAAAAGUUGUCUUUUUUUUUUGUCCCCCUUAUGCUUAAAGACUUUAUCGAGUUAAAUUGAGACAGUCAGAAAGACAAGACAUUGAUUUUGCUGUGAUCCUAAUAUUAAAUGUAAACAUUCAGGGGAGAGCACCAAAAGUAUCAUAGAGGAAUGGAUCUUAUUUCUAAUGUUGCUUUUAACAUUAGGCCUUAUUCUUGACACUAAGUCCAUUUUCCAUUUGUGGUCCUUCAAUCCUCCCACCUGCAGAAAUGUUUACUUGUCUUAGCAAUAUUAUUAAUUAUUGCAAGUUAGUUUUUGUAGGCUUACAUCAUAAAG
Molecule: messenger RNA, 1769 nt
Organism: Notechis scutatus (mainland tiger snake)
Lineage: Eukaryota; Metazoa; Chordata; Lepidosauria; Squamata; Elapidae
Source: RefSeq, a predicted model, not a curated record